UUGUCUGCCUUAUUUUCAGAUUGGAGUGAGUGGUUUGGACAGAACUCAAGCGUGUUAGAAGACUUUUUAAAAAGUUGUUCCACUGCAUCAGCGCAAGUGACUGCUUUAUCUUGAGUGACUUUACAGGUGCUUGCCUGCGUUGCAAUAAGAGACUCAUAUAUUGAGCAGGACUUAAUUUAUCUCUUCAUUUUGGAGAGUCUAAUAAACUAUUACCGUUUCCGUACUCACGACCGUUUGGAAGUUGAAAGACGUUUGAAAGGCAAACAUGAGUACGGCCAGAACAGAGAACCCUGUUAUAAUGGGUCUCUCCAGUCAAAAUGGACAGCUGAGGGGCCCAGUAAAACCUGGUGGUGGUCCAGGAAGCGGGGGGACGCAGGCUCAGCAGCAGAUAAACCAGCUGAAACAUCCCAACACAAUCAACAACGGCACUCAGCAGCAAGCACAGAGCAUGGCCUCCACUAUCAAACCUGGCGAUGACUGGAAGAAGACUUUAAAGCUCCCUCCGAAAGAUCUGAGAAUCAAAACGUCGGAUGUGACCUCCACAAAAGGAAAUGAGUUUGAAGAUUAUUGUCUGAAGCGGGAGUUGCUGAUGGGAAUUUUUGAAAUGGGCUGGGAAAAACCAUCUCCUAUUCAGGAGGAAAGCAUUCCUAUUGCUUUGUCUGGAAGGGACAUCUUGGCCAGAGCUAAGAAUGGAACUGGCAAGAGUGGCGCCUACCUCAUUCCCUUACUUGAAAGGCUUGACUUAAAGAAGGACAACAUACAAGCAAUGGUGAUUGUUCCCACACGAGAACUCGCCCUGCAGGUCAGUCAGAUCUGCAUCCAGGUCAGCAAACACAUGGGAGGAGCCAAAGUGAUGGCAACCACAGGAGGAACUAACCUGCGGGAUGAUAUAAUGAGGCUUGAUGAUACAGUGCAUGUGGUAAUAGCAACCCCAGGGAGGAUUCUGGAUCUCAUCAAAAAGGGGGUAGCAAAGGUGGACCAUAUCCAGAUGAUUGUCUUAGAUGAGGCAGACAAGUUACUGUCUCAAGACUUUGUGCAAAUAAUGGAGGACAUUAUUCUCACUCUACCUAAAAACAGGCAGAUUUUGCUGUACUCGGCCACUUUCCCGCUAAGUGUGCAGAAGUUUAUGAAUUCCCACUUGCAGAAACCCUACGAGAUUAACUUGAUGGAGGAGUUGACUCUGAAGGGAGUGACCCAGUACUAUGCUUAUGUAACAGAGCGCCAGAAAGUCCAUUGUCUCAACACACUAUUUUCCAGGCUCCAAAUAAAUCAGUCCAUCAUCUUCUGUAACUCCUCCCAACGGGUUGAACUAUUAGCUAAGAAAAUCUCCCAGCUGGGGUACUCCUGCUUCUACAUUCACGCAAAGAUGAGACAGGAGCACCGCAAUCGAGUGUUCCAUGAUUUCCGGAAUGGCUUAUGCCGCAACCUUGUUUGCACUGAUCUCUUUACCCGAGGUAUUGAUAUCCAAGCUGUGAAUGUUGUGAUAAAUUUUGAUUUUCCAAAGCUGGCAGAGACAUAUCUCCAUCGUAUUGGCAGAUCAGGUCGAUUUGGCCAUCUGGGCCUAGCCAUCAACUUGAUCACCUAUGAUGAUCGUUUCAACCUGAAGAGUAUUGAAGAGCAGCUGGGGACCGAAAUUAAGCCCAUCCCUAGUAACAUUGACAAGAGUCUGUAUGUGGCAGAAUACCACAGUGAGCCUGUAGAAGAUGAUAAACCAUAAUUGCUGCAAGAACUCUGAAAUGAGAAGAUCCCCAAACUCCACCUUGACUGCGAUUUCAAAUCCACCCACAGCUGCCCGACUGAGUGCAUUUCAACUUCUCCCUGGCUCCUCAUCCGUCUUUUGAGCUAAAGAGCUUGUUACUUAUUUGUGCAAAGUGCCUUAUGCUAUGAGACCAUUCAGAAAAUCCCUUUUGGAUACAGCCCAAGGAGUCGUUUUGGUUCAGGUCAAAGUCUCUUUCCCCACCUCUGUUUCCUUCCCCUUCCAGGCACAAGUGCUGGAAGUUGGCCCUUGUCAGUAGUCUUGUUUUGGUUAACUUUCUUUUAAUGGAGGAGUUGAGAUGCAGUUGUAGUUCACCCACUCUGUAAAUAUGUGUAUUUAAGCAAAAUAACCUGGAUCGCCUGGGUCGAUUGAGGGAAACUUCCACACUCGGAGAGGAAAGAGCCACUUGCCAACCAAUCUGCAGCAGGAGCCCCCCAAAAGCCCCCGGGCUCUGGCAGAACACUACAGACUGGCCUCCGUGAGUCUCCCUUGGGGGGCACAGCACUUGCUGGGCAGACUUGUCUCCAAGCCAUGAUGGUUUUUCCUCUCUUGUGUGUUCUGCAGAGAAUUGGAUGUGUAUACUUGUAUAAACUCUGUAAAUAUGUGUUUUUCUGUUAAGGGUUCAUAUAACUUACUUUUUUUCUUUGUUUGGAUGAGGCUUGCUGGCGUUAAGGGGAUUAUAGAUAGAUCUUGACAGCAGCUAGAGGUGAGAGGGGCUCAGUUUUCUGCAACGCUACUCAAUGCCAAGCACUGUGACUUCAGGCCUCUAGGUAGGCCUGGCUUGUUUUAGGGGUUGCAACAUUUGGAAGAGAUCUGUGUGUGGGGCAAGGGUCCUCUCCCCCCACCAAGGGGGGACCCUCCAGGAAAGUGGGAUUUGUAUUGGGGGAGGGGGUACAACAGCCUUGUUUGUCCAGAAGCAAGGCAGAACAAAAAACGACAGCCUAGAAUUGGGACUCAAAUGAGCCAAAGUCCUGGUCAGCCCUGACAUCUUCUGGCAUUAGAGGCUUCCUGCUCGCUUGUGGUGACUCUGUUUCAAGCCUGUCAGAUGAGAGACUCCGGAGCAGGAAAGGCAAGCCCUCUGCUCGCCCCCCUGCUGUGGGAGGUGCUUUCCAUUCCAGUAGUGUUGCUUUAAAAUGUGCCCCUCCCAAUGUGCUUGGUGUUUGGCCUGAUAUGCAGGCGCAAGGAGUGAGACUACUCAACCUGUAAAUGUCUAACCGAUUCCCUUCCAGCCUGACCAGCAGCAGAGUGCCAGGAGGCACCAGGGCAAACAUGGGCUCAGAAACGAGCUAGUCAGAGCCCACCCCCUGUCUUGCCCUGACAAGCUAAGCAGUUCUGAUGGAAAGUACCAACUUUUUCCAGCCCUGACCUCAGAGAGCUGUGCCUAGAGCCCGGUGCCUCCUGGCAACCCUUUGAAAGCGAAACAUGUUUUGUCUGAGUAACUCCCCAGAACCGUGGCAAAAGCUCUAUGAAAGGAAAGCUCCUCUGCUGGGAAUUCAGCUGUGGCUGCCUCAGACUGGCAAGUGCUUGGGGUGGGACAGCUUGGGGAGGGGGCAACUUUGACCCAAAGCGAAACUUUGCUCUUCUGCAGCAGCCGGGGGGCUUCCCAAGAGAGGGGAGGGGAAGGUCGCUUUAGAGCAGAGGCAAAACAUGUACACCAAUCUAGAACCUUGCGACAACCCGAGCACCUGGUGUGGUGCUGUGAGUUGAGGUGGCCGCUCUGUCCAGUGCCACGCUCCUCUUGUCACUCUUGAAGCACAGCAUUUUUUAAAGAGAAAGUAUUACUUCACCUGCGGCCGCCUAGCAGAGGAGCGGCCUCAACCUCUGUCUGCCAUUUUUGGGUAGCUUUGUUUGGGUCAGAAAGCCACCUGACAAUGGCUUCUUCUUGUCUCUCAGUGGUGAGGAGGGACUUGGAAAUGGAAAGAUGCU
Messenger RNA from Python bivittatus (Burmese python), 3682 nucleotides. NCBI's taxonomy places the organism in Eukaryota, Metazoa, Chordata, Lepidosauria, Squamata, Pythonidae. The record is from RefSeq and is a predicted model, not a curated record.